This is a messenger RNA of Perkinsus marinus ATCC 50983, 1620 nucleotides long. Its product is annotated as porphobilinogen deaminase, putative. The record is from RefSeq and is a predicted model, not a curated record. Bases 1 to 1620 code for a protein of 539 amino acids. Gene Ontology annotation, cellular component: cytoplasm. Lineage: Eukaryota; Perkinsozoa; Perkinsida; Perkinsidae. Gene Ontology annotation, biological process: heme biosynthetic process. The transcript is spliced from 12 exons. Gene Ontology annotation, molecular function: hydroxymethylbilane synthase activity.
AUGCAAAUCAUGUUCCGCGAGGUUGAAUGUCAUUACCGCGAAGCCCCGGGUGAUACGAAUUUAAAAGAUCCGCUUUGGAAGAUGCCGGAGACCGGUGUCUUCACCAGUUUCUUACGCGAUGGGCUUAUGAAUGGUGCCUUCGAUUUGGUGGUCCAUUCAUGGAAGGAUCUUCCCUUGGCUGAGGAGUCCGGUACAACAGUAGUAGCCACACUGCCACGAGCCGACCCCAGGGACUUACUCCUCAUACGUCGAGAUGCUAUCGAGGAAAUGACAUCAGAAGGGGGCAAAUUGAUUGUGUUAUCAUCAUCCCCUCGACGACAGUUCAACUUAACACCUUUCCUGGAGAGUGUGGUUCCUGGGGUCACCUCAGUUCAGUUCCGAGACGUUCGGGGGAACAUCCAGGUGCAGCCGAUGGGUUCCUCACCAUAUGAAGGCCUCCUUCAGACUCGUAUGAGGAAGUUGAUGGACCCGACCAUACACGACGAGAGUCUUGGUUGUCGUCCCCAUGGCUUGGUGGUGGCUAAGGCAGCAGUGGAUAGGUUUAUACGCAGUACUAGAGAGGAGUUCAAAGAGAGUCGGCAACUCGUACAGGGAUACAUAUCUGAUUGCCGCUGUAUGGUAUUGCCUUUGUCUGCUAACCCCACUGCUGCAGCCCAGGGAGCCUUGGGUAUUGAGGUCAGUACGGCACCGGAGAAGGAGCAUGUUAGGAAGAUUGUGAGGAGUCUCAAUGAUCGGAGUACAUUCGAUGCGGCAUCGAAAGAAAAGGAGCUUUUGAAUUCAUACGGUGGAGGCUGCCAUCAGAAGAUCGGCUGUACCAUCCUUCCUCGACAAUAUGGAGAUGUGUUGUUCUUAUGUGGCCGAACUGAUAAUGGAUUGGACCUUCUAGACCGGCACAUCAAGCCAAGGAUACCUCUACUAGAGGACUUACAUCUGAGGGAAGGAGAAGACCCUCCACCCCUACAGGUUGGUGGCGCUGGUGGAUUGUCUUUAUUCGAUAGGGAAGAGGAUCCACAGGCCGGCGUGAAGCUCAUUGAAGCACUCAGGAAGGGAGAUCGUGAGGUGGGCCUUUGGAUUGCCAAAGCAUCGGCUUUACCGUCGUCCCCUACCACUCUAAUAGAGUCCAUCAAUGAGCUCAAUGUCCCAGUAUGGGUUGCCGGCACCACCACUUGGAGGCACCUCGCUAAGCGUGGCCUCUGGUGCACUGGUACGGCCGAUGGUCUGGGGGAGAAGGAAGAUCCUGAUAUCUCCGCUAUUGCUCCAACCCUCAAGAGGUGGAUAAAAGUCACACACUGUGACGCUGGUGAACGGCAACAUGUUUCGAGUGGAGAGGCUCAUCGGAAGGAUACACUCGGCACAUACACUCUAAAGUCGAAGUAUACCCCUCAAACCUGUCCCUCUGAUCUUAAGACGGCCACACAUAUAUUCUGGGGAAGUGGCUCUGCGUAUGCCGAGGCAGUGAGGUUGGUAGAAGACCUCAACAACAGAGUUGAAGUCCAUGGUUGCGGUCCCGGCCAUACAUUUGAUGCACUGCGAGAUGCCGGCAUUCCGGAAGAGAGAAUAGUUAUUGUUCUCAACUUCUCGGAGUUUGUCGAUAGAGUGUAUAAGCCGAAGACUCGAUAG